Messenger RNA from Peromyscus leucopus (white-footed mouse), 1225 nucleotides. Its product is annotated as left-right determination factor 1-like. Gene Ontology annotation, molecular function: transforming growth factor beta receptor binding; growth factor activity; cytokine activity. Lineage: Eukaryota; Metazoa; Chordata; Mammalia; Rodentia; Cricetidae. The record is from RefSeq and is a predicted model, not a curated record. Gene Ontology annotation, biological process: BMP signaling pathway; SMAD protein signal transduction. Gene Ontology annotation, cellular component: extracellular region.
ACCCUUUCAGGACACCUCAGGGACACACACAUCCACAGCUCCUCCUCCUGGGCAGCACCAUGCGGUCCCUGUGGCUCGGCUGGGCACUCUGGGCACUGUCCCUGGGGCCCGGGGCAGCUCUGACUGGCGAGCAGGUCCUGGGCAGCUUACUGCAGCAGCUGCAGCUGACUGAGCCGCCGGUCUUGGACAAGGCUGAUGUGGAGGGGCUGGCCAUCCCCUCCCACGUGAGGGCCCAGUACGUGGCUCAGCUGCAACGCAGCCACGCCAGCCGCUCCCGAGGGAAGAGGUUCAGCCAGAACUUUCGAGAGGUGGCAGGCAGGUUCCUGGUGUCCGAGACCUCCACACACUUACUCGUGUUCGGCAUGGAGCAGCGGCUGCCGCCCAAUAGUGAGCUGGUGCAGGCCGUGCUGCGGCUGUUCCAGGAACCGGUCCCCAGAACUGCUCUCCGGAGGCAAAAGAGGCUGUCUCCCCACAGUGCCCGGGCUCGGGUCACCAUUGAGUGGCUACGCUUCCGCGAGGACGGCUCCAACCGCACCGCCCUCAUCGACUCUAGGCUCGUGUCCGUCUAUGAGAGCUGGAAGGCCUUCGACGUGACCGAGGCCGUGAACUUCUGGCAGCAGCUGAGCCGGCCGAGGCAGCCGCUGCUGCUGCAGGUGUCGGUGCAGAGGGAGCACCUGGGCCCGGGGACCUGGAGCGCACACAAGUUGGUCCGGUUUGCUGCGCAAGGGGCGCCGGGCAGCGAGGGACAGGGCGAGCCACAGCUGGAGCUGCACACGCUGGACCUCAAGGACUACGGAGCUCAAGGCAAUUGUGACCCGGAGGCGCCUGUGACUGAAGGCACCCGAUGCUGUCGCCAAGAGAUGUACUUGGACCUGCAGGGGAUGAAGUGGGCGGAGAACUGGAUCCUCGAACCCCCAGGGUUCCUGACUUACGAGUGUGUGGGCAGCUGCCUGCAGCUGCCAGAGUCCCUGACCAUCAAGUGGCCAUCUGGGCCACGGCAGUGCAUUGCCUCAGAGAUGACUUCCCUGCCCAUGAUUGUCAGCAUCAAGGAGGGAGGCAGGACCAGGCCUCAGGUGGUCAGCCUGCCCAACAUGAGGGUACAGAAGUGUAGCUGUGCCUCCGAUGGGGCGCCCAUACCAGGACGCUGGAGCCAUAGGCACAGGAAGUGGCAUCCCCAAGGAUGUUACUUCCAUGUAUAUCUGAAGUGUUCUAUUGUACGGGAGAG